Etheostoma cragini (Arkansas darter) is the source of this 1653-nucleotide messenger RNA. It is a transcript of the gene prlh2r, whose product is annotated as prolactin releasing hormone 2 receptor. Gene Ontology annotation, biological process: G protein-coupled receptor signaling pathway. Bases 21 to 1214 code for a protein of 397 amino acids. The transcript has 2 exons. Gene Ontology annotation, cellular component: plasma membrane; neuron projection. Gene Ontology annotation, molecular function: neuropeptide Y receptor activity; neuropeptide binding. Lineage: Eukaryota; Metazoa; Chordata; Actinopteri; Perciformes; Percidae. The record is from RefSeq and is a predicted model, not a curated record.
GAAUUCUGGCUCCUGCAGCUAUGGACUUGGCGAAAUCACUGAACCAAUCCAGGGUCAACUCUUCUACUCCAGGCUCUUCUUUAUCUCCAUCCAUGUCUGACUCUUCAAACACCUUCUCCUCCUCCUGCUGCAACUCUUCUCACCCCGUCUUCUCCACCUCCCCGUUCUCUGCCCCUUCCUUUUCUGGCCUGGAACUCCUGUCCGACCUGAAGCCCAUCUUCAUUCCUCUCUACUCUGUCGUGGUGCUGGUCGCCUGCUCCAGCAACCUCCUCCUGCUCUUUCUUAUCUGGUACAACAAGAAAAGACACAACACCACGAACUUCCUCAUCAGCAAUCUGGCACUGGUCGACCUGGUCAUGUGCAUUUUCUGCAUCCCUGUGACUGCAUCUUAUGCUUUUGACCAACGUGGCUGGGUGUUUGGUCCCCACAUGUGUCAUUUUGUCACUGUCAUGCAGUCUGCAGCUGUCUACGCAGCGGUCCUGUCCCUCAUGGCCAUCGCGGUGGAUAGAUAUGUGGUUGUGGCUUAUCCUAUUCGCAAAAGAGCAGGGUGCCAGUUCUGCUGGGGUCUGGUGGUCCUGAUCUGGCUGUCCUCUCUGGCUUUAUCUACACCUACAGCACUUCACACCGUCCACCUUGACCUGCGUGCUGCGGGGCUGCAGAUGACAGUGUGUGAGGAGUUCUGGGAUGGCCAGGAGCGAGGCCGCCUCAUCUACUCCUGUUUCAUUCUAUUCUUCUCCUACUUUCUUCCACUGGCUGCUGUCUCCAUUUCCUACUGUGCUAUAACCCAUCAUCUGAAGCAGAGGACCAUGUCAGGCUUGACGGCGUUUGAAGAGUUGAGAUCUGCGAGGGCUGCAUGGAGCAGACGGAGGAGGAAGACCUUCUACCUGCUGCUGGUGUCUGUCCUUUGUUUUGCCUUCUCGUGGCUUCCCUUACAGGUGGUGAAUCUGAUCCGUGACCUGGACACAGACUUCUCUAUCUUAGGGAAGAAUUACGUGAACAUCAUCCAGGUGUCAACUCACCUGCUCGCCAUGAGCUCCGCCUGCUACAACCCUUUUAUUUACGCCUCAUUGCAUGACAAGUUCCUGUCCUACCUGUGCCGCAACUUCCUGUCCCGAAGGAGAAGAAAAGGAAAGGACGGGGGUCAAUUGUCAAGCAUCCUGACAAUGUCACACAGAGUGCAACGCUUUCCCACCUCCACGACUAUGGCAGAUUGAUGAGGUGCUGUUGUAAAUAACGGCAUACCUCAAGACAACUACGCUUUACAUGUUGUUUUGGUUGAAUACUCACAAGAAUGAUGUCCGCUAGUGUAUUCCAGGGUUUCUUCUCCACUCCAGUUUUAAUCUGAAUAUUGUCAGUCUUCAUACUGACAGGCAAAUUGACUAGGCUAUAAAGAAAUUCCAUUUACAGCACACCGAAACUUAGUUAACGCUUUCAUAAAGUAGCCACGGUUUGUACAGCAUAGCAGUCACAAACAAAUACAGUCGCCGUCUCUUUGACUGAAUUUCUACAGAUGUAAAAAUGUUAGCCUGUUUUCAAUUGAAAGAUAUACAGUAUGAGUGUAAUGAUUAAUAUUUUAACAAAUGUAUAGGCUACUGAAAGUCUAUUUAGAUCUGAAAAUAUGCCAUUGUGGUUUUAAAAAUGUAUUUUAAACAG